AUGUUACAGGAGUACCAUAUAUCCCCUACGCAGUUAAACUUUUGGCAGCUGCAGCCUAGGGGGCUCCGUCAUCCAAUUACGACCAGAAACACUUUGCCUCUGCGGGCAGAUGGUUCAUUACUCGCCGAGUUGGGUACAUCAGACUCUGUGAAUAUCCCUGGCGGCCUCUGUCCAGCUACGCACGAGGAUAGCAUAGCUGACGCGACGCACCCACCGAUAACGACUAGCCAAUGCACCACACUCGCAAUAUGUGGACUGGCGGGGGUAUCAGCGUUACUGCUCACGGAGAAUUCUUUGGACACAAGGAAUCAGUCAUUCACAGCGCGUAAACGUGUAUUUUCUCAUUCAUCGACAGCUAUUGAUGACGAAGGACAGACAGAUCACAACUCGUAG
Peronospora matthiolae is the source of this 393-nucleotide messenger RNA. NCBI's taxonomy places the organism in Eukaryota, Oomycota, Peronosporomycetes, Peronosporales, Peronosporaceae. The record is from the annotation of a GenBank genome assembly.